AUGAAUAACUCAACUAACAAAAGUGUCUGUUUACUUUCAGAAGGCAAAAUACGUUCGAAACUACAUUAUGGCCUUUAUGCUCGUGAUUGGUGGUCACCGAGACCAUCUAAUAGCAAAGAUAACGUUCUAGUCUCUGUCCCAUAUCGACUUUAUAUGCAUAUUAGUGUUAUACUUAACCAACGCCAAUUUUAUCUAAGAGUAGUUCAAGGUGAUGAAAAUCGAUUGCAACCUGAAUUUGUCUGUGUUAGUGGUAGUGAAACAAGUAAGGUUUGUUCAACGCCUUCUCAAGCUAUUAACAGCAUAUAUCACAUAAUUUUUGGAAAAAAGACAAAAACAGCUUAUUCAGGGCCCUCGAUUCUUGGAUUUAAUAAUAAAAAAAUAGUCGAUAAAUUGUUAACUGGUAUAGCGUUUAUGCCUAUCUUUUUAAAUAUUGGAAAUUAUGUAGUAGUGGUAUCAGAAAUUGGGGACAAAAAAUUUACAUCAUCAAUAUUAACAAAAAAGAGCCAAAGAACUCUCGCCCUACAAAAAAUAAAUAAUAAUAUAUACACACUAGAUUUUUACAAAGGAGAUCAACUAUUAUGGCACUUCGAGGAUCAAUCUGCUAACAGUGUAUGGUCACAAGUUGGAAUUACAAUGAAUUUUGAUGGCGAAACACUAUAUAGAUUUAAUCACCCAGUUGUUCAAAAUGCGAUUCAAAUAAAUUUGGCAAAUUCUAAUCCUAGUAUAACUUGUACUUCACAUGAAUGGAAUGAUUCUUGCAAAAUGGAAGCAAUAUUUGAACAACAAAUAAAAAAACACUUAAAUUUAGAGGAUUCGGAAGAUUCAGAGGAUUCGGAAGAUUUGGAUGAUUUAGAAAAUUUUGGAAGUAUUUUCUGGAGUAGUUUUCAAAAUGCUCUAAUGUCUAAUAAACGUGGACCAAAUGGAAAAACACGAAUAUUGUCUAUUAUAGCUGAUCGAUUUAAAUACACACAGCUUCAAAAAAAACUUCAGAUUAGUUCACAUGUAGUAGAACUGGCACGUAAACAUUCUCGACUGUAUGGACCUGGCGCACCACAAAUUCAAGGUCCAAAAAAAUCUGUUCAAAAAAUGGAUGAAAUUAAAGAAAUGCAAUUUCUAGCUUUUUUCCAAGAUAAAAAUAAUGUUGCACAAAGUUCUUAUAAAACUGAUACCAAAACCGGAGUUCCUAUUUUAUAUAUGCAAGACCAAAAAGAAGCAUUGUGGACGAAAUUUAAUGAAGCAUAUCCAAAUGGAAUGCGGCGAACUUCUUUUAUGACCCGUUUAGCCAAUUGUAGCCAUAUUCGAUAUCGUGAAGACUUGGUUCGCUUUUCCCCUGCUAUGAUUGCUAAUUUGUGUAAUAAGGAAAUUUUUCGUCUAGAACCAAAAAUAUCAUCACAUACUAAGCCUCAAUCAAAAUGGAAAAUGACUUUGCUAAAACCUCAAGAGCAGAAUACCUAUAUGGUUAUGGAACCAGUUGACUUUCCUUGGAAUAAAGGAUGGGCAUUGCAUAAAAAUGUGGCAUAUGGUAAUCGAGGUGGAGGAAAACGAAUGACAAAUACUGUAAAAAAAAUGCUUGAACAAAUGUUCUUAUUGGGGAACGUUCAUGCAAAAGAUCGGAUGACGGCUAAAGAGAUGUAUGAUAGGUUGAAAGAAUUUGCUGACAAUGGUGAACUGGAACAGGAUGAAAUACUGAAAGUCUCGACGAUCCAAGGAUAG
Messenger RNA from Scutellospora calospora, 1713 nucleotides. The record is from the annotation of a GenBank genome assembly. NCBI's taxonomy places the organism in Eukaryota, Fungi, Glomeromycota, Glomeromycetes, Diversisporales, Gigasporaceae.